AAGGGAAGGGAGAAAAACUCUAGAGCCUCUGCUUUCAAAAACAACUUGAAUUGCAGCUCAAGAGAAUCUCCGAUUGGAGCUCUGGGACCUCCGAAACCCUAGCCAUGGCGUGUUCUCAGAAUGCCCCCAUUCAGGUAUGGUAAUUACGCUUUCGCCAUUGGCACGCCGGGGAAUGGCCAGGGAGAGGAAGAGGGAGAGAAACGAAGCUGUUUCGUCCACCGGGCCAAUAAGGGGUAGGGUUUCGCCAAUCCGGUCUCGAUCUCGAUCUCACCGGAGUCCGACAUAGAUUGCGCAAAAAAGCGGCGACGAGCUUAAACGUCUGAUCAAUUUGGGCGAGAUUUGAAGGCGUUUUGGCCAUGGCGGCUUACAAAGGAAGCCUCGAGAAGCUUCGGAGGUGCGUUCGGAUGGUGUUUGUGAUGGUGGUGAUGGUGACUUCGCUUCUGGUGAUGUCUCUGCCGCUCCUGGUGGCUCUGGGAGACGUGGUGGUGCCAUGCUUAUUGAUUUCUAGCUUCACGUGCGUCAGGUGCUAUGGCUUCAAAGAACACCUGAAUCGAUACGCUUUCAAGAGCUCCUUGAUUGAUAUUCCUCUCGUUUCCAUCACCAGAUCUCUCAUAAUUACAUGUGUUUAUUCAAUGUGCGACGGCCCUGCACUCUCUCACGGACCAUAUCUUGGAACUGUGACAUUGUGUUCUAUUUCUUCAAUUCUACUUCUUUCAGUCAAGGCUUGUGUUUUCACCAUGAAUUCUGAGAUGGAGGCUGAAGCUUCAUCUUCCCUUGCCAAACAGAAGCUUCAUUUGAAGAAGUCAUGGGGAAUGCCUGUUUUGUUUCUAUCCUCAGUGGUCUUUGCUCUUGGCCAUAUUGUGGUUGCCUAUAGAACAAGCUGCAGAGCACGGAGGAAGCUCCUGUUUCACCGAGUUGACCCUGAAGCAGUACUUUCAUGCAAAAAUGUUUUCUCUGCCUACCAGAAGGUCCCACGAUCUCCAACUCCUUCUGCAGGGAAAACCCCCAAAAGUGACAGUGAAAUGAGGCGGAAGCCUCUAGGGACAGCUCGUGAUGAUGGGGAACUUCCAGUCAGAUUGCUUGCUGACAUUGACAGCUUAUUCAUUGCCUGCCAGGGGCUUACACUCCAUUAUAAGCUCGGCAUGUCUGGUUCACCUCCUCGGUCCUUAUCCUCUGCCACCUUUCUUGAACCCAACUCUGGCUGCAGUUCAAGUCAAAUGACCCUUGGAAAGCUAAAACUUGAAAGGCUGCCAUCAAGUGUUUUAUCUAAAACCCAGUAUCAUCUUCAUAGAAGUUACAGUAAUCAGUUUCCAAGCUCUUCCCUAUAUACUCCACUGCUGGAUGGUUCUGCAUCUCCACAUGUUCUUUUAUCUGAAGAAAUUCCUGUUCUGAGACUAGAUGAUGCUGUUGAUGAGAAUGAACCGAGUGACAUAAACUCUGUAACUUUAGAUCGAGGUCUGGAAGGAACUGGGAAGUUUGGUAUUGUUUUGGUCCAUGGUUUUGGAGGAGGAGUUUUCUCAUGGAGGCAUGUGAUGGGGGUGCUGGCUCGGCAGGUUGGUUGCACUGUUGUUGCUUUUGAUCGGCCUGGUUGGGGGUUAACUUCUAGGCCACGCCGAAAGGAUUGGGAGGAAAAACAAUUGCCUAAUCCUUACAAGCUUGAGACUCAGGUAGACCUGCUUCUUUCUUUCUGUUCGGAGAUGGGAUUUUCUUCUGUCAUACUCAUUGGUCAUGAUGAUGGAGGCCUGCUUGCCUUGAAAGCUGCACAAAGAGUCCAAGAGUCUAUGAAUUCAGUCAACGUUACAAUUAAGGGGGUGGUAUUGCUAAGUGUAAGCUUGACAAGAGAAUUAGUUCCUGCUUUUGCAAGGAUACUGAUGCGCACUUCUCUUGGAAAGAAGCACUUGGUUCGUCCUCUACUGCGGACAGAAAUUACUCAGGUGGUGAAUCGACGUGCAUGGUAUGAUGCUACCAAGCUAACAACAGAUGUUUUAAGCCUCUAUAAGGCCCCACUAUGUGUGGAAGGUUGGGAUGAAGCACUACAUGAGAUAGGUAAAUUAUCAUAUGAGACAGUUCUUUCACCACAAAAUGCAACAUCAUUGCUGCAAGCAGUUGAAGACCUGCCAGUUUUGGUUAUUGUGGGCGCUGAAGAUGCUCUUGUCUCUAUAAAAUCUGCUCAAGCUAUGGCUUCAAAACUUGUAAAUUCUAGACUGGUUGCGAUAUCUGGAUGCGGCCACCUUCCACAUGAGGAAUGCCCCAAGGCGUUACUUGCUGCUAUAUCACCCUUCAUAAGCAGACUCUUACUCAAACCCGACUUGUCAGACCAACAGCAUACUUCCUUUUUAGCUUAUGAAUAGAGUUUUAAUCUCUUGUGGAAGGGGUCUUUUCCCUCUGGUUUUUUCUUUUUCUCCCUUUCAUUUUCCCUCUUUAUUUUCUUCUCAAUUGCUCCUAGAGAGAGAGAUUAAUGCCAUCUCUUCUUUAGGGUAUUUUUGAUGUGUUAGUCCGGAGCCUCACCCUGACCCUAAUUCUCCAGGGUUUCAGAGCUUCUCUCUCACCUGUAAUUUUUUCUUUUUUUUGGUUAAGGUUUAAUUUUUAUCAGGGCUUGUUUGGACAGUAGAUGUUAUUUACCACUUAAGGAGUGGAAAUAACAUAUAUUUGUACAUUUUUCUGAUUGUCAAUGCAUUUAUAUUUGAGCAUGGUUUGCUUCA
This is a messenger RNA of Vitis riparia (riverbank grape), 2702 nucleotides long. RefSeq lists its product as uncharacterized. The coding region runs from base 357 to 2351 and encodes 664 amino acids. The record is from RefSeq and is a predicted model, not a curated record. The transcript has 7 exons. Lineage: Eukaryota; Viridiplantae; Streptophyta; Magnoliopsida; Vitales; Vitaceae. Gene Ontology annotation, molecular function: catalytic activity.